This is a messenger RNA of Fonsecaea pedrosoi CBS 271.37, 1269 nucleotides long. RefSeq lists its product as uncharacterized. The record is from RefSeq and is a predicted model, not a curated record. NCBI's taxonomy places the organism in Eukaryota, Fungi, Ascomycota, Eurotiomycetes, Chaetothyriales, Herpotrichiellaceae. Gene Ontology annotation, biological process: proteolysis. The transcript has 2 exons. Gene Ontology annotation, molecular function: protein binding; aspartic-type endopeptidase activity. The coding region runs from base 1 to 1269 and encodes 422 amino acids.
AUGACCCUGAAUGACAUCAAAGCCUUCGUCGAAGCUGAGAUUGGGGUUCCUCCAUCUGCCCAAAUAUUCUUAAGAGAUGGGAUGGCAGUCACAAACACUUCCAUGACGCUUGCACAGUUUAACGUCCAGGAAGGUGGUAUAAUACCGAUGGCAAUCCAGGCCAAUCCUCCAAGACGACGAACCGCUCAAGGUACAUCCAGUGGCCAACCCUCAACGGAGAGGGCUAGAAACUUCAACCACUCUGAGCCAUUGCGAUCCCGGAUAUUAGGAGACCCUGCCAUCAUGGCCGAUUUUCGGAGACAAGAUCCCGAACUUGCGGCUGCGGCUCAGGAUCAAGAGAGAUUCCACGAUCUACUACAAGAGAGGCUGAGGCAAAACGAGCAGAUGCAGAGAGAGAAAGAAGAGCAGAUUGCGCUUCUAGAGGCGGAUCCUUUCAAUGUUGAUGCACAACAGAAAAUUGAAGAAAUGAUACGGCAAGAACGUGUCGCAGAAAACCUACAGAAGGCAAUGGAAGAGUUUCCGGAAGCAUUCGGCAAGGUCACCAUGCUCUAUAUCGAUGUCAUCGUCAACGGCCAUCCCAUCAAAGCUUUCGUGGACUCAGGAGCACAAACGACCAUCAUGUCCCCGUCAGCUGCCGAACGGUGUGGCAUCCUCCGGCUGGUCGACAAACGAUUUGGGGGUAUUGCAAAAGGUGUAGGUACCGCCCAAAUAUUGGGUCGAGUUCAUUCGGCCGAAAUCGAAAUUGGACAGUACAACCUCGCCAGCAGCUUCACAGUCAUGGAAGGCAAAGAUGUAGACCUGCUACUAGGGCUUGACAUGCUCAAGCGACAUCAGAUGUGCAUCGAUCUGAAGAAAAACUGUCUCCGCAUUGAAAACGAUGAGAUUCCUUUCUUACCAGAAAGCGAAAUCCCGAAGAUGAUGGAAGAUGUGUUGGAGAGUGAGCCCAAAAUUGAAGGCCCUGGUGGCAGCACAGUUGGCGCAAAGACCGGAACUGUCAUGCCAGGAGCAUCGGCGGGGUCAGCUCAACCAGGGUCAGGGACCGGUCAGGCAAGCGUCAGCACUGCGAAUCAACCGUCAUUAUCAGGCUCUCCCUCUACAGCUGUUUCAUCUCAACCUGAGCCAGGUUCCGGCAACUUUGGAGAAUCGCGACCAAUCACCGCAGAAUCAAUAGCACAGGUAACCGAGCUGGGAUUUACAAGAGAGGAGGCGAUCGCUGCGCUGAGACAGACAGGUGGUAAUGUCGAACUCGCCAUUGGAUUGUUGCUGUGA